GCGCUGAAACUUUACGCGGACCUCUAAGUACCAAACUCAGUGAAAAUGAAAAAACAAAGACGGCGACCCGGCUCGAGACGCAUCUUGAGACUAACUGGGCGACAUUGGCUGCUGUUAGGAUGGACAAUACUACUGGCGAUCAACAACGACGGAGCGGAGAUCACUUGCCCCGAGGAGUGCAGCUGCCGGACCACCUUCCACAGGGAGGAGGGCCGGCUUCUCCGGAUAGCUUGCUCGCGGGGUGAUAUGCACACUAUACCUGUUGACUAUUUCGAUAGGAACGCUCAAAUCAUCUCCAUCUCAGCUCCAGCAGAAAACCCUAACUUCCUCACCAUCGGACCAAUUUUUACUCAGCCCAUUCCAUUCGUGAAUCUACAAGAACUACACAUUGUCAACUCAAACAUUCCAUCGAUAGGCCAGUACUCAUUCUGGGGCCUACAAAAUCUUAGACUUAUCAACUUGACAUACAACAACCUAACCAGCAUAAACGCGGAUAAUUUCCGCGGGCUAAUAAAUCUCACCGAGCUCCAUCUCGACCACAACAACAUAGAGCAAAUGCCGAGCGAGACGUUCAGACAUCUCACCGCUCUGAAGACUCUGGUAUUAUCGAAUAAUCAGAUCUCAACACUGGUGCCCAGAUUAUUUCGGAUGUUAGCGAAACUGUCUUAUUUGGAUUUAAGUGAUAAUCCUUUAGCCGAUUUAAACCCGGAGCGGCUAGAUAUAUCGCACAACAAAUUACAAACGCUGAGCGAGCAAGAUCUGCAGCGGUUGGAGGCCAUAGCGCAGAUAGAUUUAUCAAAAAAUACUUGGCACUGCGACCAAUGCUCGGCCGGGACGAUGAUCGUUUAUAUGACCACGACCGUUUUGAACGCGACUAUAAGGAAUCUGAGGUGCUACGCGCCAAUGCGGUUGCGGGGCAAGAGUUUUGCGGACAUGAGCUUUGACCUGCUGGAAGCGUGCCCGAGCACGCGGGAGGCGCAGAUGAGCGUGAUCGCGGGGCUGAUGCUGCUGUGCGUGGCGGUGCUGGCGGCCGUGGCGGGCGCGCUGUGCUGCUCGCGCCGGCGCGCCGCGCACUACUACACGGACGAGGAGAAGCGGCGCGAGCACGCGCACGAGCACCCCGACGAGCUGCUGGCGCGCGCCGAGCUCGGCAGCGUGGCCACCAUCCACGCGCCCUUCGCGCUCGCGCCCAAGGGCAGCUAG
This is a messenger RNA of Ostrinia nubilalis (European corn borer), 1203 nucleotides long. RefSeq names its product chondroadherin-like. Gene Ontology annotation, molecular function: protein binding. Bases 46 to 1203 code for a protein of 385 amino acids. The record is from RefSeq and is a predicted model, not a curated record. The transcript has 3 exons. Lineage: Eukaryota; Metazoa; Arthropoda; Insecta; Lepidoptera; Crambidae. Gene Ontology annotation, cellular component: plasma membrane.